AUGACUUACAGAUUUUGCUGCAGCGCUUGUAAUCAAGUUCAUUGCAUACCAAGGAGCACAGCUAAAACAUAUGAACGAAUGCUACUAAAAGUUAUAGUUCAAAAUGACUUAUCUUUCAACUAUUACAAUCCAGAGUACUUAACAAUGGUAAUUGAUAAUCGUCCGAACACCUCUGCUAUUCGUCCAGGUUUCCUGAUGAUAUUGAUGACUUACGUACAAAUCUUGCCCAACAGCCACGAAUUGGACGAGAGAAAGCUCGAAACAUAUUUAAUCAAUCAUAUUGAAGGAUUCAAAGCUCCUUUGUUUGUCAGCCAAUUUUCAUUUGGACAAUCGAAUCCCACAUAUCUUUUAAAAGAUGGAAAUCAACAACAAUAUGUACUUCGCAAGAAGCCACCAGGAACUUUACUAUCAAGCACAGCUCAUGCUGUCGAACGAGAAUAUCGCAUCCUUCAAGCGCUAGGAACCAAGACCAACGUUCCUGUACCGAAAGUUUAUAUGCUUUGUGAAGACAAAAAUGUGAUAGGCACACCAUUCUACGUCAUGGAAUUUUUGUCAGGUCGUAUCUAUGAAGAUUGCCGCAUGCUGUCUAUUCCUUUUGAAGAGCGCAAACAACUAUGGUACUCAGCUAUUGAAACUUUAGCAAAAUUACACCGUGUUGAUUUUAAGGCGAUUGGUUUAGACAAUUACGGUAAAAACUCUGGCUUCUACGAUCGACAGAUGAAAUCCCUCGGUAAAGUUUCUCAAACUCAAGCAAAGGUCAAGGAUGAAGAGACAGGCCAAGUGGUGGGCCCUAUCCCUCGUUUAGAUGAGAUGUUUGCUUGGUUCAAAAGAAACCAAGUACCGGAUAAAGCUACCAUCAUACACGGUGAUUUCAAAAUUGAUAAUAUGAUAUUCCAUCCUACCGAGCCUCGCGUAAUUGGUGUAUUGGAUUGGGAACUUUCAACCGUUGGUCAUCCUCUCUCUGAUCUAUCAAACUUAUUACAGUCUUUCUACGUGCCUGCUACUGCUUCUGAUAGUAAUAGUAAUAUGUUAGGAUUUAAAGAUAGCAAGGAGCCUCUUCCUAUACCUGAAGCCGCUGAGUUAAUGGAACAUUAUUGCUCCAUCUUGGAAGAACCUUUUCCUAUUCCUCGUUGGAAAUUUGCAGUUGCUUUCUCAUUCUUCAGAUUAGCAGUCAUCAUUCAGGGUAUUGCAGCACGUGUAGCUCGUAAGCAAGCAAGCUCGGCUCAAGCAAAAAGCUAUGCUUCUCGCUUCAAGCCUGUAGCACAGAUGUGUUUAAAUAUCGUGGAUGAGGGAGAUAUAGACAACUUGAGUAAACUUUAA
Molecule: messenger RNA, 1320 nt
Organism: Mycotypha africana
Lineage: Eukaryota; Fungi; Mucoromycota; Mucoromycetes; Mucorales; Mycotyphaceae
Product: kinase-like domain-containing protein
Exons: 6
Coding region: 1-1320 (439 amino acids)
Biological process (GO): protein phosphorylation
Molecular function (GO): protein kinase activity
Source: RefSeq, a predicted model, not a curated record